Molecule: messenger RNA, 465 nt
Organism: Dujonia railenensis
Lineage: Eukaryota; Fungi; Ascomycota; Pichiomycetes; Serinales; Debaryomycetaceae
Source: the annotation of a GenBank genome assembly
AUGCUUCAUAUAGCUAACUUAAACCAUAAAUUUACAUGGUUGUCUUGUUCAAUCAGUAAAUGCAGGGCAUGCUUCGAUUUGUUCAAGCCCUUUAGUCGUAUUGUAUACUAUGAAUCUAUAUAUAAGCCUAUUACUAUACAUGUUAUAUUACAAAACAGAGGUUGCGACGGUCCUCUGUGUGGAAAUAGGGUGGUGGAACUAUAUAUCACCUGUGGUCACGGUCUGGCACAAGUCAUGCAUGCUAGUAGUUUAAAAGAGGCACAGAUUGGUGCCAUACUUCCUCUCUCUCAGCUUCACCUGAUACCUGCUCCAAACCCGAGUUUUUACUGCAAUAUUGCUUCCUCCUCACCAUCAUCCUCUUCUGCCACCUCUUCUAUUAUCUUAUCUUUUCUUUUCUUGUUUCUUUUCAUUUGUUUUCUUUUUUAUUUAUCUUUUUUUUUUUAUUUAAUCUGUAAAUAUAUAUAA